Aspergillus mulundensis is the source of this 1419-nucleotide messenger RNA. RefSeq names its product F-box domain protein. The transcript is spliced from 2 exons. The record is from RefSeq and is a predicted model, not a curated record. NCBI's taxonomy places the organism in Eukaryota, Fungi, Ascomycota, Eurotiomycetes, Eurotiales, Aspergillaceae. The coding region runs from base 1 to 1419 and encodes 472 amino acids.
AUGACUGAAAACUCGCGAUGCAUCGAAGAUCUAGCAGACGAGUUGAUCAUUAAGAUUCUCUUCUUUUUAGUCCCCGAGGAAUCUCGAUCUUCCACGUCCUCCCCCGUCAAUUCACAUGUUCAUUCGCCUGAACUCAAUGGGCGUCCGGCACAUGUUCAGGGCGAGAAGUCCGAUUUAGACCGAUUUCGACUCGUCUGUAAACGCUUCUAUCGCAUCGGCACUCCGAGCAAGUUCACCAGCUUUCAACUCCGGUUUUCGCGACAGGGAUUCCAAAGGCUGGAAGAGCUUGUGCACAGGCAGCUGGCCUGCUGGUCGCAAAUAUCCGACGAUCAUUUUCCAGCCGCCCAAACACAUAUAGCACGAUUGCAGGACCAAAUACACAUUCUGGAAGGCAACCACGACCGUGAAGUUCUAAAGAAAGCCUUGUUUGCGUUCUCGUCCCUAAGACAGGUCAAGCUCAUCCGACUGCAGGAUCAGGCAGACGAACAAUUGCUCGACCUUAUACGAGAUCGUAUUCUGGAGGAAACAAUGGCUCUGCAUUGGGAGCCAGCCUGCGCCCGAGCAGUCAGCAACAUGGGGAUUGCCUUGCUCUCGUCCAAUUGUACCUCGGUGCGGUUUCUCGGGCCUCAUACCGACCCCAGAGCAGCAGUCAAGCUUCUGCAGACUCCAUCCGCUACGCUCUCGGCCAUCGGAGCCCGAUUAGCUUGCCUAGAAGUCACUUUUCUUUCAAAGACAGACUUGACAAGGCACAUGGAAGACCUUUCUCUCGUCUUCCACGACGUUCUUCUCGCUGCGAAGAAACUGGAAUCUAUUCAUAUCGGUUUCUCACCCGCCGUCCCUCUAGGUCUACGUCUGAAUCAAGUCUUUCAUCGCAUCCAAUGGAAAAAAUUACGCAAGCUCAGCCUGGAGGGUUGGCACCUAACCUCUGACGAGAUCAUCGCUCUCAUUCGUCGCCAUCGUCAACAGGUCCGCAAUAUUCGUCUUGAAAGAGUCUUCCUUCGCGAUGGCAGCCAUUGGCGUGAUGUUCUCUCCGUUCUCCAUGAUGAAAUGGAUGAAAUAGAAAGCAUAUAUUUGCGUGAUAUCGAUUAUGUCAAGGGCGACGCUACUCAUGACUUCGAUGGCACCAAUGGCCACGGUAACAAUCAUGGCAUGGGCUACGGUAAUGGCAGCGGUAAUGGCACCGGGUCCUCUGGGUUUCAGCAGCAACUUCCCCAUAGCACGGUGCUUAGCAUCAACCAUUCGGAGUUGGCUUUCGUCUUGUCGGGGUUUCCGCGCCAUGACUCUAUCCCGGAGGCUAUAAGCAAGCUGUCCGUGGAUGAGCUCGGUGAUAACGGGGCACGUGUCACCCACGAGAAGAUGCAACUCUGGCAGGCCUGGGUUCUUUCUAGCCCGCGUAAGAUUGCUCGAAGGAGGAUUUGA